AUGGGUCAAACGGCAUCCACCCCACGCCCAGGCACAACCUUUCAAGUCAUCGGCGCAGGAUUGCCCCGAACGGGGACUGCCUCAUUCAGCAAUGCAUUAGAAAUCCUCUGUGAUGGACCGGUCUUCCAUUGCGGGACGCAAGCCACACUAGGCCCGACGACCCAAAUCAAGCAAUGGAUGGAGAUUCUACGGCGCUGGCUCGCCGGGGGCGACUCCGAUCGAAGAAUCAUGUUUGACGUUCUAAAGUGUCAGCUAGACGGGUAUGCGGCCGUGGCCGAUUCCCCGGGAGCCCAAUUCAUUCCCGAGUUAAUGGAACUAUACCCCGACGCAAAGGUGAUAUGUACCAUUCGGGAUCCCGUCGCGUGGGAACGGAGUAUGGAGCAAGUUCGGAAUGCGACCGUCCCUUGGUGGCUCCAUUUGGUUCUGUUGCCGUUACCCGGGUUGAUGUAUUUCAUCCCUUAUUUGCGUCUUCUGGCGGCUCAGUGGGAGAGAUUGUAUGGGGAGGCUAUUCCCACGCGGCACACUUAUGAUCGCCAUAUUGCUUGGUUGAAGAUGGUCGUUCCGGAGGAUCGAUUGGUCUUUUUUGAGGUCAAGGAUGGAUGGGGCCCUUUGUGUAGGGCUCUGGGAAGGGAUGUUCCCCAGGAUCGGCCGUUCCCUCAUAUUAAUGAUUCUGAUGCCAUUGAUGAAAUUUCUAGGAUGCAUGUUCGACGGGGUCUUGCUCGUUGGGCAGUCAUUCUUGCUGUGGGCGCUGCUACUGUUGCGUGGGUUGUGCGCCGGUAG
Penicillium brasilianum is the source of this 780-nucleotide messenger RNA. NCBI's taxonomy places the organism in Eukaryota, Fungi, Ascomycota, Eurotiomycetes, Eurotiales, Aspergillaceae. The record is from the annotation of a GenBank genome assembly.